Molecule: messenger RNA, 201 nt
Organism: Opisthorchis viverrini
Lineage: Eukaryota; Metazoa; Platyhelminthes; Trematoda; Opisthorchiida; Opisthorchiidae
Exons: 1
Source: RefSeq, a predicted model, not a curated record
AUGUUUGACUGCCCAUCUGACUGCUACAAUCUAGGCUUGGCCGUCUACUGUGAAUAUGGUGGUGUGUUGCCCACCGGACCAUUGCUGCAACAAUACCGUUCCGAUUUUCCCGUAUCACUAACCGAAGUCAUCAGCUCUCAAACACAUGGUUACGGGUGUUUUGCAGAAGCGAACUCGACGUCGAUAAUAGAUUGCGGGCGC